UUCCUGAAUUUGUUUUAGUUCACGAGAAAAUUUGGUCGAGUUCGGACGCGUGGGUUGCGUCGCUCCGUGCUGGUUUAUUCCUAACACGAUUCUCACGGAAACGGGGUAUAUACACACGCACCCUCGUGCACAAACACACGCAACGCACACCAGCUGGCCGGACUGCGGAAACAAUACUUCUCGAAAAACUCGGAACGACGACGACGAAGCAGCAACCGUGUGUGAUGCCGUAGUGAAAAAUUGUCGCUGUAAGGACGUACAUGCACACAGGGCGACAGUCAAAUAGGCAACGCGUCGUAACCCAGGCAACACAGCAGCAGCAGCAGCAGUGUGUGUGGUUUUUCAGACCGGCGAAGAGAAGGACCCUUUUUUUUCUUCUUCUCCGUGUGUCAUACCCUGGGUAACAGUAGUACCAUCAUCGCCUGUAUGCUGGUUUGGCAUUUUCCGUUUUUAAUCAUCCUUUCACGAAAGUCGAGCCCUUUUGCGACCAUUUUCUGUUCAUCCUGCGGGAUAUAGAUGGUGGUGGUAGUGGUGGUGCAUGUCUAGAACCCUCAUCGACAAUAAAAGGAAGUCGCCCUUACACUACGGUGGAGGAAAAAAGCAAGCGUCGAAUGCGUGCGCUUUGCUAGUGUGUGUGUGUAUGUGAGUGCAUAAAAGUGUGGAGUGUAAACAAUACCCGUCACUGUUGGUUGUUUUCGGUCGAUUUUUUUGUGGAUCAGUUUCAAACAUCUGAAAAAACCAAAACGUUUGCCAUUUCCUUGGCAGAUCAGCGUGCUUAUUUGCCGUACAGUACUGCCAUUUGUUGAAGGAGCUACUCAGCAAAACCACCCAGCUGCUCAGCAUUGGGUUCGAGUGAUUUUACGCAACCCGCGUAUACACAUUUCGCGUAAGACAUCGCGAACAGUACGCCCGUGCUUGUGUGUGUCUGUGUCCAGUGUUUGCUGUCCUUGAUCAUUGUGCUGCGAAGGUACACGCGUGUGUGGUGUAAAUACUUCCUCACUCUCACUGCCAAUAUUAAAGUGGAUCACGCGGAGACACACACGCGACCUUCACACAAAUAAGUUCUCGAAAAUCACACACACACACGACUCCCAACAGCUGACAAAACUGGUGUUGCUAUUGGUGUGUGCAUGUGCUGCAGGAGAAAGCAUCUUUGUGCCGGAAGUACCAACCAACCAAGAAGGCAGCACAAUCGACGGAGUCAUCAUCUGUCAGAACGCGCUGAUUAGCAGCGGCAACCAUUGUGCAUGUCCAUGGAAACCGCUGGCAGUGUGUAGUGUGUGAAGGGUGACCAGUGUGCGUGUUUUGAGUCAAUGGUGAAGAACCACUCGGCGAAGGGAAAGUGAUAUAAUCGAAGCAGCAGUCGUUCUCCGAGUGUGGAAAUUAGUUUCCGCCGAGGAAAAGUCACCGCAACAACGCAAACCCGAACCCGGUGGUAGAAAUUAUCUCCAACUGCUGUUGCUCAAACAGUGUGGCGGAUUGGAAUAAUAACGUCCCAAACAAUUAGCGUUUUGGUUCGUUCCGGAAAAGGCACACGCCGAAUCCGAAUGUUGUGCAGCCGAGGCAUCAUAACCAUCUUCCAAUCGUGAAUAGAGCCUUACAAGUCUACGGACCGGUGACUCAGAAGUGCACAAUUCCGGUGCAAAUUUCAUCAGUCAUUUGCCAUUAGUCUGUGUAUGUGUGCAUGCGGAAAAUCAUGCGUGAGUAGCUGCUGCUGCUGUAGUUGAUUCCAUUCUGUUCUUCUUCACGCCUAGCAGCUCCUUCCUUCUUUAACCUUGCAUUAAGAAAUAGCCUCGCAUGUGGAAGGGUAAAACGCAUCGAUAAUUGUGCAAUAAAAAGGUGAGCGGUGAACAGAAUCAGAAUCGGUAACGAAACGUAACGCAUGUAACCAUCCAAGCAAACAUACACGUGAAAGGAGGCAAGUGAGAAAGAGAGAGAGAAAAAAAAAAUUGGUGCAGAUUAGUUCAUUUGUUUUUUUUUUGUGUGUGUAAAGUUUCGGCCAUUACGAAACCCAGUUUCCAAUUUCGUUUCUGACCAACUAUCAACAUCCUGAUCUAUUCUGACGGUUGGGUGUAUCGAGCAAGUGUUUUGUGUGUACGUGAAUUUGUGCGCGUAAUGUGUGUGCGAAAAGCCUACUGAGCCGUUUCAGUUAUCAGUCAAAUUUGUUCCGUUUGUAAAUCCCUUCGUUUAAAGAAAUCAAGUGCAAAAAAAUAAAGUAAAAUAAAUCAAAAGCUACGGCCGGAAGUGUGGCCAUCUACAUCCGGAAGUGUGCGCACCCCCACCACCAUACACACGAAAGUUUCCAUUGUGCGUGCAAUUCCCUACGGUGAGGGAAAAUAAGUUUACAAGAGCAAAACGCAAAACAAAGCAACCCUUCGCCCAUAUUCGCCGCUAUUGUGUGUGUGUGUAUCGAGCUUUUCCGUAAAAGUGCGCGUGAAGGGAAAAGUUUUGAUCGUUCCGCAUUUCCAUCCGUUGCGACCUCUCGCCGCGCUCUUUCUCCUCCGGGUUUUGUAUAUGGUGCGCACAUUUUCCGGGGUUUUUCACGCACCGUUUUUCACCAUUAGUCAUCGGGCUUAGCUCAUUCCUUUUUGGGUGGGCUCCACUUCCUUUUCGGCAUUUUAUUGUUUGUUGUGACGCGUGGGUGCCGUGCGGAAGUGUGUUUGGUUACUUCAUUCAAGUCGACGGGUUUUUCACCGAGGCGGUUUUUCUUCGACCAGUGACACCUAGAAGUUGCUUGUUCGGCAUCAAAACAAACGCAUCAUCCCGGAUAAUCGGCUGACCAUCACAUACACACACACACACACCCAUAAAGACCCCAGCGAGGUGGGUUCUCGUCGGAGAAGUGAUCGGGUUAUGCGCAUCGGCUGAAUGGCGGCUGUCGGUGGCCCUGCCAGGCAAUCACGGGGGGUCUCCAUGAGUGUCUCGAUGUCGUUAGUACAAGGAGGAGCUGCCGGUGCGCCGCAGGGCGCCAUUCUGGCCGCGGCCGCACCCUACUUCCAGCCACCGGCCGUCCCACAGGAUGUGCAACCGGAUCGACCGAUCGGCUACGGUGCAUUCGGUGUCGUAUGGGCUGUCACCGAUCCGCGUGAUGGACGCCGGGUCGCACUCAAGAAGCUGCCCAACGUUUUCCAGUCGCUCGUGUCCUCGAAGCGCGUUUUCCGGGAGCUGAAGAUGCUCUGCUUCUUCAAGCACGAAAAUGUACUUUCUGCGCUGGACAUCCUGCAACCACCACAUUUGGAUUUCUUCCAGGAAAUCUACGUGAUUACGGAACUGCUCCAGUCAGAUCUGCACAAAAUCAUCGUUUCACCGCAGCACCUUUCCGCUGACCACAUCAAAGUGUUCCUGUACCAAAUUCUGCGCGGCCUGAAGUAUCUUCAUUCGGCUCGCAUCCUUCACCGGGACAUCAAACCCGGCAACCUGCUGGUGAACAGUAACUGUGUUCUGAAGAUUUGUGAUUUUGGACUGGCCCGCGUUGAAGAACCAGAUCAAUCGAAGCACAUGACCCAGGAGGUCGUCACACAGUACUAUCGUGCUCCGGAGAUUUUAAUGGGCGCUCGUCAUUAUUCGGCGGCCGUUGAUGUUUGGUCUGUGGGUUGCAUUUUUGGUGAGCUGCUCGGUCGACGUAUUCUCUUCCAGGCCCAAAGUCCUGUACAGCAGCUUGAACUGAUCACCGAACUGCUCGGUACGCCAUCGCUAGAGGAUAUGCGGCAUGCCUGUGAAGGCGCCAGAAGUCACAUGCUUCGGAGGGCACCGAAGCCCCGGUCACUGACCGCACUCUACACGUUGAGUACCCAUGCCACACAUGAAGCCGUACAUCUGCUUUGCCAAAUGCUCGUCUUCGAUCCGGACAAAAGAAUAUCCGUAAUCGAUGCACUGGCACAUCCUUACGUCGACGAGGGUCGACUUCGUUACCAUUCCUGCAUGUGUAAGUGCUGUUACACCACAUCCGCUGGCAUGCGUCAAUAUACUGGCGAAUUUGAACCUUCAGCAACACAACCAUUUGAUGAUCUAUGGGAACGCAAGCUAACCUCAGUGCAGCAAGUGAAAGAGGAAAUGCACAAAUUCAUUGCCGAGCAGCUACAAACGGGCCGCGUGCCGCUCUGUAUAAAUCCCCAAAGCGCUGCAUUCAAAUCCUUCGCUAGCAAUAAUCAUCACAUAUCACCAUCAUCCAAUCAUCAUCAGUAGCAAGCAGGUGGAAUAAAACCGAAGCCAAGGGUAGUAAUCCCGCUGAGACGUGAUGUUACGGGGAUGUUGGUACGCUGAUUUGUUUGCUAGAAUGGCAAAGCACAGAGGUGGGAACAAAGAAAAGAAAAACGAGAUACUAGGCGCCUCCAUCGAGAACACGCUACGACAUUAGUGGUAGUGGAGAAAUUUGUUAACUUUGUAUAUCAGAAACUAGAAAAUAUGCCUACUAAACUAUGCAACUGGAUGUGUGUAAUACGAGCAAUGUUCGAUAAAACCCAACAAAAACAUGUGGCAAGUAAAAGAUUAGCGCAAAAAAAAAGCUAAUUAAAAUUUGUGCGGCUGCAUUCCAUAGCCUGGUGUGGUCCCGUUUUCUGCACGCCAUUGUCAUUAUGAUUUGUUACACCCUCCUCCCAUUGCAUCAUGCAUCACCAGGCAAAACAGACAGGAUGGUUCGCCCAAAAAAAAAACCAUCAUCAAACGUCCUCCAUCACUCAACCUUCACUCCCAGCGUGUCCCACGGUACGAUUCAACCUCAAGUUUUAACCGGACAAACAACACGCAUCGGCACAGAACAAUGCAAAAUAGAGAGACAGACCAGCCUUCACGAAAGCGAAAGGUUGCCAAAGAGCUGAUCUCUUUAACAAAAACAGGGGGAAGAAUAUAAAAAAAUCCUGACGGAACAUCCGCCAGGCGUCAUCCCAUCAGCCAUAUAAUAAUGAUCAGAUGCACUUGUUGAUGCACUGUCUGCCUUCGUCGUAUAUUUGACUGUUCCCACCCCUCCCACCGUUUGUAUUUAUCACUCCAAAAACCCUUCACUGUGGUUGAACACGAAUCGACGGGGAUAGUCGGCCGUAUGUGCCGGACCGGAUGAAGAAAAAUGACCCUCCACACGAAAACGAUCUUCAAAUCUAUCCAACAAGUCUUCAAUUUGACGCAAAUAGCUCAACCGUAGCUCAUCCAUCAGAACUGCCACCAUCGCCGCACCAAUGGGAAUGACAUAAUGAAGCAAUGGCCGCAUAAAAUGGAAACGCUGUGAAUGCAACCAAAUUCAACGAAUCGGCACAUAUAGCAAAUUUGGUAGCAGAAGAGGAAAUUUUGAAGCGAUGGAUAAUAUCUUGGGGACGAUUGCAAAAUUGACAAACCCGAUUAGGCAUAUCUAGUUGUGAGGUUACUUCUCUUCUACAUUUAGAAUUGGUUUGCUAAUGCAUAAGCAAGCGACAUGAAGAGGGCCGUUAGAAAGAACCAAACACACUAUCUCUAUCAUAUAUGACCAUCAGCAACGGCGCUGCAAAGAAUGGGACAGUAUUUUUAUUUUCAUCUGUAUAAGUAUCUAGCGAAUGAAUGCAUCAUUUCAUUGAACAACUUUGAUUGAAUGCAAGUACUGACGUUGUGAGGGGAAAAUAAUUCGAAAACGACAGCAGCAUCUGGGAACAAGAUAAUUAUUAAACCAAAAGAAACAAGGCAAUAACAAGAAAGUACGUCCAAUUGAUGAUGUAUGCAGGAUA
Messenger RNA from Anopheles funestus (African malaria mosquito), 5690 nucleotides. RefSeq names its product serine/threonine-protein kinase NLK (gene nmo). The record is from RefSeq and is a predicted model, not a curated record. Gene Ontology annotation, biological process: intracellular signal transduction; protein phosphorylation. Lineage: Eukaryota; Metazoa; Arthropoda; Insecta; Diptera; Culicidae. Gene Ontology annotation, cellular component: nucleus; cytoplasm. Bases 2869 to 4185 code for a protein of 438 amino acids. The transcript is spliced from 10 exons. Gene Ontology annotation, molecular function: MAP kinase activity; ATP binding.